Molecule: messenger RNA, 4183 nt
Organism: Etheostoma spectabile (orangethroat darter)
Lineage: Eukaryota; Metazoa; Chordata; Actinopteri; Perciformes; Percidae
Product: astrotactin-1-like
Biological process (GO): neuron migration; neuron cell-cell adhesion
Cellular component (GO): membrane; endosome
Molecular function (GO): protein binding
Source: RefSeq, a predicted model, not a curated record
ACCUCCCCCCCUCACUCUGCCUCUCUCUCAUCCGCUAGCUGAGGGACCGAAACAGCCUGCGAGAGAAACCGCGAGGAGGGGAGAGGAAACGGAGCGACGGAGAUGGCGAGCAUCAACAUGGGGCUGAGACCGCUGCUGCUGCCGGGGCUCGCGUGCGUCCUCCUGGUCGUCCUAACGCCUCAUGUCCAAUGUCUAAAUGGCGACGAGGACCAGAGCCAGGACACCGAGUGUAAGAUGAAGAGCGUAACCGUGUCGGCGUUGCCGUUUUUGAGGGAAAACGACCUAAACAUCAUGCACAGUCCGUCGGCCUCCGAGCCCAAGCUGCUGUUCUCCGUUCGAAACGAUUUUCCCGGAGACGUCGUGGUGGUGGACGACCUGGAAAACACCGAGCUCCCUUUUUUCGUCUUAGAGAUCUCUGGGAAUUCAGAGGACAUCCCUCUGGUGCGCUGGAAGCAGCAGUGGCUGGAGAAUGGCACUCUGCUCUUCCACAUCCACCACCAGGACGGCAGCAUGAACCCCCCGGAGCCGACCGAAGACCCGGCCAACGAUUCGGCGAAGGAGGAGCUCCGCAUCCUGCACAUCUCUGUCAUGGGCGGGAUGAUCGCCCUUCUGCUGUCCAUCCUGUGCUUGGUCCUGAUCCUCUACACCCGCAGGCGCUGGUGUAAACGCCGUCGCAUCCCUCAGCCCCAGAAGAGCGCCAGCGCUGAGGCGGCUAAUGAGAUCCACUACAUCCCCUCCGUGCUGAUGGGAGGCCAGGCCCGGGAGAGCUUGAGGAACUCUCGGGUAGGGCCGAACUCCAGCGGUACCCUCAGCAUCCGGGAGACACCGAUUUUGGAUGGGUAUGAGUACGACAUCACAGACCUGCGUCACCAUCUGCAGCGGGAGUGUAUGAACGGUGGCGAGGAGUUUGCCAGCCAAGUCACCCGUACCCUGGACUCCCUCCAGGGCUGUAAUGACAAGAAUAAUAUGGACCUCACACCUGUGAGUGACAACACCAAGCUGGCCCUAAUGAACAAAUACAAGGACAACAUCAUCGCCACAAGUCCAAUCGACAGCAACCACCAGCAGAACACCCUGCUUCCACACAACACCUCCACCAGCCAACGUAAACGUCUCUCCAGCAACACCCGUGCGGGUUCAACUUUCUUGAACCCAGACGGGGACUCUGGAACGGAGGCAGACAGCGAGCCUCAGCUGGCCUUUUACACCGACCCAAACCGCAGUCGCCGCCGGAGUCGAGGUAUGAGAAAUGGUAACGCCAACAGCGCGUGGGGCUCAGGGGCAGCAGGUUCCCCCCGCAGCCCCAUCAAUAAGACCACCCUGACUCUGAUCAGUGUCAUCAGCUGCGUGAUCGGCCUGGUUUACUCCUCUCACCUGUCCUGCACCCUCGCCGUCCGGGUAAUCCUACAUGUGCCGGAGCACCUCAUCGCUGACGGAUCAAGGUAUAUUUUGCUGCAGGGGAGCCAGUUGGACGCCUCAGACUGGCUGAACCCAGCCCAGAUCUUGUUGUACUACCAGCAGAACGCCAGCGGGCCGUGGGUCAACGAGCUGUGUGGACGACGCCUCCUGGAUCCCUGUGAGCACCAGUGUGAUCCGGAAACAGGAGAAUGCCUUUGCCUCGACGGCUACAUGAAAGACCCGGUCCACAAGCACCUCUGCAUCCGCAGUGAGUGGGGGCCCAAUCAGGGUCCCUGGCCUUACACCAUAUUUCAGCGCGGUUUUGAUCUUGUGAUGGGAGAACAGCCCUCUGAUCGCAUUUUCAGAUUCACAUACACCUUAGGGGAAGGGAUGUGGCUGCCGCUGAGUAAAAGCUUUGUCAUCCCACCUGCCGAGCUCGCCAUCAACCCAUCAGCCAAGUGCAAGACGGACAUGACAGUUACGGAGGACGCGGUGGACAUUCGAGAGAAAUUGAUGAUCAGUUCAUCUUUUGACUCGUUGGAGGUUCUCCUGGACUCAUUUGGGCCCGUCAGAGACUGCACCAAAGACAACGGAGGCUGCAGCCGCAACUUCCGCUGCAUAUCUGACCGAAAGCUGGACUCCACCGGAUGUGUGUGCCCUCUGGGGUUGAGUCCUAUGAAGGAUGGGACUGGGUGCUACGACCACCACAUCGGCAUCGACUGUUCCGACGGUUUCAAUGGAGGAUGUGAGCAGCUGUGUCUCCAGCAGCUGGCGCCUCUAGAGGAUGACCCGACACUCUACAACAUCCAGAUGUUCUGUGGGUGCAUCGAGGACUACAAGCGCGGUCCAGAUGGGAGGUCAUGCCUGCCGCUGUCGGAGACCUGCACUGAGGGAAUAGACUGCGGGGAAGCAUUGGACAUCCCCGCUAACCAGACUGUGUUCGGAGACCUUUUCUAUGGAUACAACAACCACACCAAAGAGAGCACCACCGGACAGAUCCUCAAGGCCACAUUCAGGCAGAAGAACUUUGCCCGAGGCAUCGAGCAGCAGCUCCCAGAUGGCAUGGUGGUGGCAUCAGUGCCAAUGGAGGUCCAGUGCCACGAGGAGCUGUCCGACCCCGUUCCGGACCCAGAGUACCUCACAGGUAUGGUGAACUACAGCGAGGUGUCUGGCUACCCCCUUGUUCAGCACUGGAGUCUUCGUUCUGUGCAAUACCACGUCAAACUCAAUCAGUGGGUCCUCUCUCAAGCCUUUAGCUCGGCCAUUCAUUCUCUGGACGGGGCCACGCAGCGGAGCGACUUUGUCUCCAUCCUCAGGGAGUUUGGGAACCAUUAUGUGCAGGAGGCAGUGUACGGCUUCCAGGAGUCCUGUACCAUCUGGUACCCCAACAAACAGGUCCAGAGACAACUGUGGCUGGAGUACCAGGACAUCAGCAAAGGUAACUCGCCUUCGGAGGAGUCCGAGGAGCGUGACAAGGAGCCAAGGACCCUGACCUACCCUGCGUACAUUGCCAGUCUGCUGGACACUGGUGCCAAGCGCAUGGCUGCCGGUGUCCGUAUGGACUGCAACAGCCAAGGCCAGUGCCCGCGCUCCUGUCACCUCUGCCACAUGAGCCCGAGGGUGGUGCAAGGGCGGCAGCAGUCCGAGCCUGUCUUGCUGCAAAUCACCAAGGCCGCGCCCAUCUUUGAGCUGGUGUCCAACAAUGAGACCUACCAGGCUCUUCAUGAGGCGAUGAUGAGCAUGCUAUGGUGUUCAGGGAAAGGAGAUGUUAUCGAUGACUGGUGUCGGUGUGAUUCCAGCGCUUUUGGCACAGACGGACUGCCCACCUGCGCCCCACUUCCCCAACCUAUGCUGAAACUGUCUUACACCUACGAGCCCAGCAGCUCAUUGGUCAUCAUGGAGUGGAACCACACCGACCCACCAAUCGGCGUGCGGAUUGUUGAUUACCUUAUUAGCCAGGAGAAGGUGACAGAGAGGACCGACCACUCCAAAGUUGAGACAGAAACACUUUUGAGCUUUGUGGAUGACAUCCUGUCUGGGGCCAGGUCGCCAUGUGUGAUGUUAGGGGACAUCCCAAACCUCCUGUCCUCCUCCAUCAGCAUGAUCAUUCGCUGCCUGGAGCCUGACACCACAUACAUGUUCCGGCUGUGGGCAGUAGACAACACAGGGCGCCGUUCUAGUCCAAGUGAAGUCACUAUUAAAACUCCGUGUCCAACUGUGGAUGAUGUCAAAGCACAAGAAAUAGCGGAUAAGAUCUAUAAUCUUUUCAACGGUUACACCAGUGGGAAGGAGCAGCAGACAGCCUACAACACUCUAAUGGAUCUGGGUGCUCCGACGCUUCGCCGCGUGCUCUACCACUACAACCAGCGCUACGAGAGCUUCGGGGAAUUCACCUGGAGGUGUGAGGAUGAGCUGGGACCCAGGAAGGCCAGCCUCAUCCUGUCCCAGCUAGAUGAACUCUCCCCGUGGUGUAAGGGUCUUCUUCAGGAGCCGAAGAUUGGCCUCCGCAGGAUGUCCCUCAAGUUCCUGUCCUGCCGUUACACUGACACCAAGGCCUUUGGCCUGAACUGGUCGGACAUGGGCCAGGACGUACACAAGGCCUGUGAUGACCAGACGCUCACAGUCAUGUAUAAUGACUACGGCGAGCCCAAGGAGCUGUGAAAUGAUUAAAGGGAUGGGUGUGUACAGGAAUAUGAGAGAUUUGUCAAACCCAACAAAGAAACGCAUAAAAUGCUGGUUUUACAUUUGUUUCACUAAGCUAUUUGCAUUCAUGGUGUCAUAAGCA